This is a messenger RNA of Musca domestica (house fly), 1543 nucleotides long. RefSeq lists its product as uncharacterized. The transcript is spliced from 2 exons. The record is from RefSeq and is a predicted model, not a curated record. Lineage: Eukaryota; Metazoa; Arthropoda; Insecta; Diptera; Muscidae. The coding region runs from base 131 to 883 and encodes 250 amino acids.
GUGAAAUUGGUAUCAUUGUUUUCGAAUCAAUUCUAUUGUGAACAUCGGCAGCACAUAGAGUAGCCCGGAUUUUUGCUGUUCCAAAAUUCAAACGAACCCUUUUUCCAAUUUGAAUUACUUGAUUUUGAAGAUGGCCUUCCGUUUUACGCAAUUUUUGGCCGUAGGCUGUCUCUUGUUGGCUGUUGCCGCCCCCUUGAAUGCUGCUGUCGUUGAUAAUGCUGUGGCCGAGCCACGCAUUGACUCCUCGGAGGAAUUGAUCUCGAGCAUUGUGGAUAACUGCUUCAACUCGAAUGCCCUUCGUUGCCUGAAUGAGAAAGUUUUGACUUAUUUGGAUACCGUGGCUGGUGUUGAUGAGGAUGUCACUGGACGUGCCUUGAACGAUGAUGUUGUUGAUAGCGUCAUUGCUGAUCGUGUUGGCCGCAUCUUGAAAAAUAACGAGAUCCGUGUACAAUUGCCCGAAACUGUCUUUGCCAACUCUGUUGUGACCUACCGUGCUGACCGUGGUUUCGAUUUGGAAAUUCCCGAAUCCACUGAUGCUCGUGGCCACAAGAAGAAGAACAACAAAUUGUUCUUGCCCUUGUUGUUGCUCUUGAAAUUGAAAAUGGGUGUUGUUAUGCCCAUCCUAAUGGCUUUGCUUAAAUUGAAGGUCUUCAAGGCUUUGAUCUUGUCCAAGAUUGCCAUCAAAUUGGUUUUGGGCUUCCUCUUCUACCAAUUGAUCCAAAAAUUGGGUGGUGCUAAGAUGUCCAUGACUCCCGUGCCAGCUGCUUCAUCUUACGACCCCAGCAGCUGGGAAACUCCCAGUGGUGGUCCCUAUGCCCGUUCUGAUGCCCAUUACAUGGCCUACAACAACUACCACCCCAACAGCUACAGCAGCUCCUCUUAAGUGUUGUGCACUAACAUUAAGCAGGGAAUAAAAUGAAGAGAGCCAAAACGUUUCUCUUCACUUCACACUCCCUUUGCCAUUAAUCUCUAAGAGGUUGUCGAAAGCACAAAACAAAGCAAGCUUUCAUACUAGCUCCAUUACCAAUUCCCCAAAAAAAAAAGAACUCCCAUAACAAAAAUCCAGGACAAGCCAUAGGUAAACGUAACUGAGGAUUUCCUAAGAUGCUACAGGAAAUCUCACACAACCCCCAAAUAAUUGUUAAUUUAUUUUAAAUAGUUUUUAAAUAGUUUCACAUUCAAAGCUCUUCAAGAAGAGGCCAUAAAGUCAUUUUCCUGCAUGAUCUACUACUAUAAAGUUUUCCCUUUGCUUGCUAUCCUUCCAUCCUAUCUCCGCCACUGCCACCUUACUAUCCUAUCAAUUUUCUUGAUUUCUUUUUCCCUACUGUCUAUCAUAUCUUUCACAUUCCUCUAUCAUUAUAAGACUGUCAAAACUUUCAGAACUUUAAUUUCCUCCUUUCAUCUCCAUCGACCAAAUGACAUCCAAAAAAACAAACGCACAAACAAAGAUUAAGUUAAUAUUUAUUUAAUUUAUUAAAUCCAAAUGCUAUUUAAGAAUAAAGAAAGAAACAUAAAUAUGUAGAAAAUGUUAAAAAAAAAAUAA